This is a messenger RNA of Ostrea edulis (European flat oyster), 1133 nucleotides long. RefSeq names its product uromodulin-like. The record is from RefSeq and is a predicted model, not a curated record. Bases 210 to 998 code for a protein of 262 amino acids. NCBI's taxonomy places the organism in Eukaryota, Metazoa, Mollusca, Bivalvia, Ostreida, Ostreidae. The transcript is spliced from 8 exons.
UUUGUUUGGACAUUUAAAUGCGUCGUCCUGAGUACUUCAGGGGAGGUUAAAGCGAUAUCGGUUGAGAAUAUAUUUACUGCGAUUUAUCGUUUCACGGUAACUCAGGUGCAUAUUACACAUCAUAUUGUUACCAAAACCUACUUGAUGACAAAAUAGGAAAUACCUGGAAUAACGACAAAAUGUGACAAGGUGUUACGGACUAAAUCAAUAUGAAGCUCUUUCAGAUUGCGCCUUCUGUAUAUUUCCUCGGCGUGUUUGGCCUUGUCACAUAUGUAGAAUCAACGUAUUAUUGCUCAGGUAGUGGUGAUCCCUGUACGCAGGCCAGUACUCUGUUUGAAAACUACGCUAGAACAGAGAAUUGUAAACAUGACGGUGUUCAUUCGCCUUGUGACAGAUACAUCACGCCGGGAUGGUACGUGACAGACAACCCGAUACUUGACCAGUGUCCAGACCUUCUAAGCUGUGGAGCGGUGUAUCCAGUCUGGUUUAACGGAUCGUUGCCGACUUCUGGAGAUGGUAUCGUCACCGAAAAACUUUGUAAAACUGGAUUCUUUGAUUGUUGUACCCGAACAUAUGACAUCCAAAUAAAGAAUUGUGGGACACAUUACGUGUACUGCCUGCCAGCAUUAGACGCCUGUCCCGAGAGAAUCUGCUUUGGCACUAACGGAUCGUGUGAAUACCCAACUACUACGACUCCCACCACAACUAGCACGAUUCCCACCACGACGACUGAAAGCAAAUAUGUUCCAAGCAAAGAUUACAACGAUUUAAAAUCAAAGUACAUCGUUGCCAUUGUGACAGUUGUAUUGCUUGUGGCCGUUAUAUCCGCUGUCACUGGGGCGAUCAUAUUCUACGUUUACAAAAAGAAAAAACAAGAACGAGAGGUGCGACAAAGCAAAGUUACGCUUCCUGGUAAUGAAUUCGAGCGGUCAUCGACCCCUGUUGAAAGCAAUACUCCCCCUUUCAUGCAUUUCCAGUCCAGUAAUAAACACUACUAACCAGGAUACACAGUUCAUAUAAUUUUCACAGCUGAUGGUGACUUGUGAAUACUCACGAUUUUGUUUUGUACAGCAUAUCAUUUGUGUAUGUAUCAAUUAAAAACUUCAUACUUUCAUACUGAGAGUAGUAUAAUA